Molecule: messenger RNA, 1444 nt
Organism: Nicrophorus vespilloides
Lineage: Eukaryota; Metazoa; Arthropoda; Insecta; Coleoptera; Silphidae
Product: gamma-glutamylaminecyclotransferase C
Exons: 3
Coding region: 591-1136 (181 amino acids)
Molecular function (GO): gamma-glutamylaminecyclotransferase activity
Source: RefSeq, a predicted model, not a curated record
CGCGAAAUUGGAGCAUCUGCUUGAAAAAGAAGUGCCAAAAUCCCGUCAUCCGUUCGUCACCGAAAGCGUUCCAGAGAAUCACGAGAUCUACUGCUCCGGCAACAACACGCUGAUGCACCUCAAUAUAUCAUGUGAAGAAAUGCAAAAGCACGAUGAAGAAACUUUUCAUUUCUAAUACAAGUGAUUGCAGAUAAUUUGAUCACAGAAAAGGUGCUUGAGGAAUUGGCCGAUACAGUAAAGUAUCAAAAGUCCAUGAGUCUAUUACAGGCUGGAAGUAACAACAAUGUCAGUAUUAGCAGCAACAACAACAGCAAUAAGGGCUUGAGCAGAGUGGUGAUGGAAGGGAAGCUUCCCGAUUGCGGAACAUCUUUAAAGGAAAUCAACAGUCUCAUAGGUUACCAUAGAUCAAGUGUCGGUAGAUCGUCGGCGACCAUCGGCAGCGCUGGGAAACGACCUUCGAGCGCGAGGAAUCUUAUCUAAUCUAUCUCUCUCCCCCACUGUAUAUGAUGUGUUGUUGUUGUUGAUGUUUAUUAACGUGCGCGUUUAUUACUCGAAAACACAAUCUAAAUAAAUUGCCUACUUACUCGUAGAUGAAGACGAUGGCUGCUUCUGUUGCUGCGUCCAAACUGUACAAGGUGUUCGUUUACGGCACCCUCAAAAGGGGAGAACCGAAUCACGAAUGCUUCUCCAAAUGCAAAGACGGUUACCACAAGUUUCUGUGCGAGGCGGAAACGGUGGAAAAGUACCCACUUAUCAUUGGUACUAGAUUCAACAUUCCGUUCCUUUUGCACAACCCAGGGAAAGGUUUCAAUGUGAUGGGAGAGGUGUACGAGGUGGAUGAACGCGUUCUCGCCGAUCUGGAUGAACUCGAAGAUCAUCCCAACUAUUACUGUCGCAACGAAUUCAUGGUCAGACCUUUGCUCGCAUCUGAUGGAAGAAGCGGAGGAUCAUCGACGUCGCAGAUAAUAAAGAUGCCAGUUUGGAUCUAUUUCAUACACAACUUCAGGCCGGAAUUGCUCGAGAGGACGACCUACCGUAGCUACAGCAAUAACGGUGAUCAUGGGCUCAAAUACGUGAGCAGGUAUCUAAGAGAUCCCGAAUCGACGGAGAAAGCACGUCGCGACAUACUCGUAUAAUAGAAAAACGAUAUUAUAUCUAUGCAUUGCAGCGAAAUGUCCACCGUCGACGACCUGAACAAUAUCUAGACCGCCCACGUCCACGCCUCUCCCUCCAACCGGACAACGCCCACUUUUUAACAAACAUAUAUAGAGGAGGAGACAUUCAAUGUUUUUGGUUUAUAUAUAUAUAAAAAGAAUCAUGUAUUUGUAUCAUAAUAAUAGUUGUUGUUGUUGCAGUAAUAAUCAUAAUAUUUUUGUUGUUGUUGUUGUUAGUUACUUAAUUCAGUUUCAGCCACGCAAAUAUAAAAUUAAAAUAAAUUUUAUAU